Molecule: messenger RNA, 2582 nt
Organism: Paramuricea clavata
Lineage: Eukaryota; Metazoa; Cnidaria; Anthozoa; Malacalcyonacea; Plexauridae
Source: the annotation of a GenBank genome assembly
AAAAAUACCGAAUUUUUCUGAUAUGGAAAAAUGUACCAAGUUUUCUCUCAAAUGGCUUAUCAAUCAACAAAGUUAACGAUCCGGUGUCACAAAUAUAUCAGAAUUCGUGAGACAAAAUAAUUUGAUGGCUGUGACCUUGCAAACUUGAGCGGAAGUGAAUUGAAAAGAAGUGGUUAAAUAUUAGUCAUUUGAGUGCAUAAAAUGAUCGUGGGGUUUCUCCGGAACAUUACAGCAAACCACACUCAUCUCCUGGUCGCAGCUCAGAAAAAGUAUCGAAAGUCUAACAUAUCAGCGAGACACCGGUCUUGAAGAAAAUGCAUGUCUUCACUAACAGUGACAGCUUUCUAGCAAUGAUUGUAUCCAAGUAUCUGUACCCGGUUCUUAUCGUUCUGUUUGCAACAACGUGCAUACUCCUGGUUAUUCGACGAAUGCAAGAGAACACUGGUCUUCCUCCAGGUCCAUUUUCUUGGCCAAUUAUUGGUAAUCUUCAUUUGCUUGGCAGCACACCUCAUGAACGACUUACAGAGCUGGCCAAGACCUUUGGAGAUGUGUAUAGAUUACAACUGGGGUCUCGUCGUGUUAUUGUCUUGAAUUCUUUGGACUGUGUUAAAGAAACAUUAGUGAAGAAAUCCAGCGACUUCUCCAGCCGUCCGCCUUUAAGCAGUUUACAAGCAUGUGAAGGCAGUCUUACAUUUGGUCCUUAUGAUGCUAUGUACGUUAAGAAGCGAAGGUUAGCUCACCUUUGCAUGCAUAGCUUUAUGUCAGAUCAAGAACGACUAAACUCUCACAUUAACAAUGGGCUGCAAAAUCUUUGCAAGCGACUUGCAGAGCAUAACGAAGAAUUUGAUCCAAUUCCUGACAUAAAACACGCAGUCGCAGAAAUGAAUUUCAAAUAUACUUUCGGCGAGGACAUUGAUGCGAACAACAAAGAGAAACUUAACGAAAUAUUGAAAGAGUUCAGUGAAUUCAACGCCAGCAGUUUACCUGACUUUUUACCAUGGUUAAGUCCAUUGUUCCAAAGAUCAUUUAAAAGAAUAAAAGAAAUUAUUGCUCAUCUUUUGAACUUUGUUAGACACAUUUACUUUGAAAAGAAAGAAAAAUUUAACAAGGAAAACGAAGUGAGCUGUGUUGGUGAUGCGUUGGUACGAUGCUAUGAGAAUGGUACAAAUGAAAGAUUGGUUGCUCUGGGCGAAAAACUUGACCUUAAUGAAGAGAAUGUUGCUACAUUGUUAACAGAUUUGUAUGGUGCAAGUGUUGAUACAACCAGCACAAGUUUAAUUUGGGCAGUACUUUAUCUCGCUUGUCAUCCAAAUAUUCAAGAUCGUUUGUACAAGGAACUCAGCGAUGUUGUUGGAGAGAAUUGUAUAAGUGUGAAUGACAAACAUCGCUUGCCGUUCUUGGAGGCAACUGUUUUAGAAAUUCUACGAUAUAGCACAGUUCUUCCUCUAGCUGUACCACAUUAUGCAGAACACGAGACCACUGUCGGACCUUACAGAGUUCCUGAAGACACCAUCAUUUUUGUCAACUUGUGGGCCAUUAACCACGACGAAAGAGUUUUCAAAGAGCCUUUCAAAUUUGAUCCUAGUCGUUUUAUUGAUAAAAAUGGUGAAGUAAAUAGAGCUCGUUUUUCUUCUAUUCCGUUCUCAACUGGCACUCGUAAAUGUCUUGGUCACUUACUUGCUCAACUACAGUUGUUCUUACUUCUUGGUGGUAUUGUACACAAGUACAGAAUUGAACUAUCUGGUUGUCCAAGUCUGUCACCCGAAUUUGGGUUUAUUCUUCGACCACAAUCUUUUAAAAUAAUGAUUUCCGCAAGAUAACAUACAGUUAUAUAUAUUUUGCGUAAUGAUAGGACUUGUUUAAUUGUGAAAUAAUUAGCCGAUGAUUUAAAACUUUAAAAUGCAUCAAUUAGUGAGGAAUCAAACCGAGGCUGGAUAACCGCCUACUAUGUAAUGACAUUUCUAUAUAUAUUACUUAUAGGAUAUGAUCUGGCUGCGCCGGUAGGAUUGGGAAAUACCUAAAAAAUACACGCAGAUUUUCAGGUAGUUGAAAACGGAUACGGCAGCAUGUAUAUUCAUCAUUAUUGCACUAUUGAGUAUUACAUGCGUUAUUGCUUUACAGACAUAAUUAACUGUUAAUUUUAUAAUUGUUUUAUGAUAUGGUAAUAAGAGACGCUCUAAUCUUUCACGGAAGGAUAAUAAUAAAGUACACUUCAUAAUGACUGGCACAUAUUGUACAUUUUUGAAGUUCAUUUAAUAUAUCCAUAGUUAUUAUUGUGAUUGAACUUUGUUUUAACUUUUCAUUGUCUGCAAUAACAGAACUGUCCCAGUUGCGUGAGUGGGGUUACAUCAUAGAUGUCUUGCGUGACUGGGAGUGGGGAUACAUCAUACAUGUCUUGCAUGACUGGGAGUGGGAUACAUCAUACAUGUCUUGCGUGACUGGGAGUGGGGAUACAUGUCUUGCGUGACUGGGAGUGGGGAUACAUCAUACAUGUCUUGCGUGACUGGGAGUGGGGAUACAUGUCUUGCGUAACUGAGAGUGGGGAUACAUGUCUUGCGUGACUGAGAGUGGGGAUACAUCAU